This is a messenger RNA of Cucurbita moschata (crookneck pumpkin), 3534 nucleotides long. Its product is annotated as transcriptional corepressor SEUSS-like. Bases 450 to 3185 code for a protein of 911 amino acids. Gene Ontology annotation, cellular component: nucleus; transcription regulator complex. Gene Ontology annotation, biological process: negative regulation of transcription by RNA polymerase II; positive regulation of transcription by RNA polymerase II. The transcript has 11 exons. The record is from RefSeq and is a predicted model, not a curated record. NCBI's taxonomy places the organism in Eukaryota, Viridiplantae, Streptophyta, Magnoliopsida, Cucurbitales, Cucurbitaceae.
GAAAAAAUUCAAUCCAAUCCAAUAUAAUUUUGACGUCCGCAAGGACACAGUCUCUCUCUCUCCUUCCUUCUCUCUCUAAGUUGCAGGGCGUGCCCUCUGUGGGAGAAUCCCUCCAUGAAUUUUCAGAGCGUGCUUCUAAGCUUCAUCUGAUACUCACCGAUAUCAAUUUUGGGACGAAGAAGAAGAAGAAGAAGACAAGGAAGUGGAAGAAGAAGAGGAAGAACGACAAGAACAGGUGCAAGAAGACGAGGAAGGAGGAGGAGGAGACGGCGGAGGACGAAGGAAACUCAAUUACUGAUGUAACUUCGAAGCCUCGACAAUUUAGUCAAUUUCGGUCUGCUAUUGAUAGAUUCAUACGGAACGUCCAGGUUCGAUCUUCUCGGGUAGACAGUGCGGUUAUAAUGGUAGGCGUGUCUUUGGCGAGUGAUUUCAGCUUGUGAUUGGGAAAGAUGGUAACUACGGGGCCACCUACUCCUAUGGGUGGUGGUGCACAGUCUGUUUCACCCUCACUUCUGCGAUCUGAUUCUGGAUUGCUGGGAGUUCAAGGUGGUCUGCUGCCUUCACAGGCUUUUUCUUCACUCGUGUCGCCCCGCAAUCAGUUCAAUAGUAUGAAUAUGCUUGGUAAUAUGUCCAAUGUGUCAUCUCUCCUUAAUCAAUCAUUUGGAAAUGGGGCUCCUAAUUCUGGACUUCCAUGUCCUGGUGGUGUUGACACCGGAGCAGAGCCAGACCCUCUUUCUGGUGUUGGCAAUGGAAUGAACUUUAAUAAUCCUUCAUCAUCUUUUGUAGCAUCAAUUAUGACAAACCCCGUAUCGUUUGUCCAAGGGCAGAAUCCACAAUUUUCCAACCUUUCUAGCAGCCAGUUGUUAUCAGAUCAGCAGCAGUCACAACAACUUGAACCCCAGAACUUCCAUCAAAGUCAACAGUCUAUGGAACAGUUUUCAGCACUUCAGAGCAAUCAACAAUCACAAUUUCAAGCAAUUCGAGGGUUGACUGGUGUUGGACCUGUAAAGUUGGAGCCUCAAGUGACCGGCCGUGAUCAACAUGGACAGCAGCAGCAGCAUUUGCAAACAUUGAGAAAUCUUGGUUCAGUGAAAUUAGAAUCACAACGACUUCAUUCGAUGCGAGGUUUGGCACCAGUAAAAAUGGAACCCCAACAAUCAGACCAGUCAUUAUUUCUGCAGCAGCAGCAGCAUCAACAGCAUCAGCAUUCGCAUCAACAUCAACAUCAACAACAGCAGCAGUUUCUGCAUAUGUCUAGACAGUCCUCUCAGGCAGCGGCAGCCCAAAUUAAUUUAAUGCACCAACAAAGGCUUUUGCAAUUACAACAACAACAUCAGCAACAACAUCUCUUAAAAAGUAUGCCUCCUCAACGGCCACAAUUGCAACAACAUUUACAACAGCAGAACCUUCCGCAAAGAUCUCCCGUAAAACCAGGAUAUGAACCUGGAAUGUGUGCUCGGCGUCUGACGUAUUACAUGUAUCAUCAGCAAAACAGACCUGAAGACAACAACAUAGAUUUCUGGAGGAAAUUUGUUAACGAGUACUUUGCACCUCAUGCCAAAAAGAAGUGGUGCGUUUCCAUGUAUGGAUGUGGGCGACAAACAACUGGAGUUUUUCCUCAGGAUGCAUGGCAUUGUGAAAUAUGCAAACGCAAGCCUGGGCGUGGCUUUGAAGCAACUGCUGAAGUUCUUCCCAGGCUUUUUAAGAUCAAGUAUGAAAGUGGAACUAUGGAGGAGCUACUUUAUCUUGACAUGCCCCGUGAAUAUCAUAAUGCUUCUGGUGAGAUCGUCCUGGAUUAUGCAAAAGCAAUACAGGAAAGUGUUUUUGAGCAACUUCGCGUUGUUCGGGAUGGCCAACUUCGAAUUGUUUUUUCUCCAGACCUUAAGAUAUGUUCAUGGGAAUUCUGUGCUCGACGCCAUGAAGAACUUAUUCCGAGGAGAUUAUUGAUACCUCAGGUUAGUCAUCUUGGGGCAGCAGCUCAGAAGUACCAGUCUGCCAUUCAAAGCGCAUCAUCCAAUUUAUCAACUCCUGAAUUGCAAAAUAAUUGUAACAUGUUUGUGGCUUCAGCGCGACAAUUAGCUAAAGCCUUGGAAGUUCCGCUGGUAAAUGACUUGGGAUAUACAAAGAGAUAUGUACGUUGUCUUCAGAUAUCCGAAGUGGUUAAUAGCAUGAAGGACUUGAUUGAUUACAGCAAAGAAACAGGGAUCGGUCCAAUGGAUAGUCUAGCCAAGUUUCCUCGGAGGUCUAGUUCGUCAUCGGGGCUUACAACACAAGCUCAAGGUUCUGAUGAGCAGCAGCAGCAGCAACAACAACAAUCAUCCAUAGCCCAGCGCCCAAAUAAUAAUCAGAGUUUUGUUCAGGCUUCUGCAGUGCAGAUUUCAGCUAGCAAUGGUGUGACCAGUGUAAAUAGCAACGCCAACCAACCUUCGACAUCAAACUCAGCAAGCACCAUUGUCGGGCUUCUUCACCAGAAUUCUAUGAACUCCAGACAGCAGAACACUAUGGCUAAACCUAGUAACUCAAAUGGGGGAAGUUCUGUUCAGAUUCCGUCCCCGGGUUCAUCCAGUACGAUUCCACCUACACAACCAAACCCUUCUACAUUCCAGCCGCCAACUCCCUCGUCAUCCAACAAUCCUUCGCAACCACCGCAUACAGCUGCAAAGAGUUCCAAUCAGAUGAGUACUGCUAAUUCUCCGGCAAACAUCUCUAUGCAACAAUCUGCUUUAUCUGGGGAUGCUGAUCCUAGUGAUACACAGUCCUCCGUACAAAAGAUCUUACAAGAGAUGAUGAUGAACAAUCAAAUGAAUGGCUCAUCUAGUCUGGUUGGCAUGGGUUCGGUGGUCAAUGAUAUGAAAAAUGUGAAUGGGAUCUUACCUACAGGCAAUACAGGUCUCAACAAUGGGGGGAAUUGUAUAGGGGGAAACGGAACAACCAACGGUGGCUUAGGCAUGGGAGGUGGAUAUGGAUCAAUGGGGAGUGGGCUUGGGCAGCCUGCCAUGGUUAAUGGAAUGAGAAAUGCAAUGGGAAACAACUCCAUUAUGAACAGACGAAUAGGAAUGGCGUCGCUCGCUCUAGAACAAAGCAUGAACGGUCAACAGCAGGAUUUGGGAAACCACCUUCUAAGCGGACUUGGAGCUGUAAACGGCUUAAGUAAUCUCCAAUACGACUGGAAGCCAUUCCCAUGAAGAAAAGCAAGCUAUAUAUACGAAUCGACAUACAGGGAUCGGUGCCUUGAUGAUCUCAGCUGCUGCUUCUGCAGCAUUCAUUCCAAUUGUGAGAGUUUGUGGCCGAUGGCCCUGCAAGAGAAAGGCAGGCACAGAAUGGCAAACACAGGUGCGGGACAUAAUGAUUCACACUUUGUACCAAUAUAUAUGCUUUUAUAUUAUACGAAAAAGGAAAGUCUGAUGGCAGGGGAUGGUGAAUAGGGGCAGGUUUUCUGUGAUUUCUCAAAUGUAAUCUGUCUAUUUCUAUAGUUUUCCCACUAAUGUAUCCUUCUUUUUUUAUUAUUAGUUUUCAUCAUUUAAUUUCUUCAUA